AUGCGUCGUAUUGGAGCCAUAUCUUCAAAUCAAAAAACUCAAUUACAGACUGAUUUAUCAAAAUGUUCAUACUUCAGUUUACAAAUGGAUGAGUCUAACGAUAUGRUUGAUACUUCACAGCYUUCUAUUUUCAUUAAAAUGUGUUUUGACGAUUUUUCUGUUAAGGAAGAAUUUUUUAAAGUCUUAUCGUUUACCGGAAGAACUAGAGGAGAAGAUAUUUAUAAAACGUUUAAACAAUUUGUUGAAGAAGAAGAAAUUCCAAUUGAAAAAUUAGCUAAGUUACAAAGAAAAGAAAAACAAAUUAUUGAUAUGAUAUCACAUGUUCAAGCGUUUUCGAGUAAAUUAGCAUAUUGGGAAAAUAAAAUGAAAAAURGUGAUUUMCAGCAUUUCCCUACUCUUCAAGAAACAAUAAUUAAUUAUUCUGAAAAUKUUUAUGAGCCUACAAACCAUAUAAAUAUAAUUCAACAUUUACGUUCCGAAUUUAAAAGAAGAUUCAACGACUUUAAAAUACUUGAGCCAGUUGCGCAGUUUAUAUCAAAUCCAUUUACUGGGGAUUUGUAUCAUAAGGGUUUAUUUCUUGAUAAAACUUUAUAG
Messenger RNA from Diuraphis noxia (Russian wheat aphid), 594 nucleotides. RefSeq lists its product as uncharacterized. NCBI's taxonomy places the organism in Eukaryota, Metazoa, Arthropoda, Insecta, Hemiptera, Aphididae. The record is from RefSeq and is a predicted model, not a curated record.